Molecule: messenger RNA, 252 nt
Organism: Jaminaea rosea
Lineage: Eukaryota; Fungi; Basidiomycota; Exobasidiomycetes; Microstromatales
Exons: 2
Coding region: 1-252 (83 amino acids)
Biological process (GO): protein secretion
Source: RefSeq, a predicted model, not a curated record
AUGCCUCGAUACCUCGUAGGACGCAUCUCCGACCCCCUCUUGGGCAUCUCGACCGGCGUCCUCGCCUACAUUCUGUGGGAGAACGAUGGCCGCAACGCAGCCCAUCGCCCGGAAGGCAGGAUGCUCUCUGACCUAGUCAAGCGUAGAUGGAGCGGAGAGGCUCCCCCUCCUGCCCCUGCGGCAUUGAGAGCUGCGAGCGCUGCUGCAAAUUCGGGCUCCACGCCUGGCGCUGCGCAGACGCGUAUGGUCUGA